Populus euphratica (Euphrates poplar) is the source of this 460-nucleotide messenger RNA. RefSeq lists its product as uncharacterized. Lineage: Eukaryota; Viridiplantae; Streptophyta; Magnoliopsida; Malpighiales; Salicaceae. The coding region runs from base 44 to 355 and encodes 103 amino acids. The transcript has 3 exons. The record is from RefSeq and is a predicted model, not a curated record.
CUCUUAACUACUCUAAUCUCUUGCUCUCAAUCUUUUUGUCCAAAUGAGUGCUUCUUUAGUAGUCUCCCUUCUGCUUAUGCUCUUUCUUCUUCAAGAGGCUCAAGGGAUUCGAUUGGAAAAGGGGUUCAGGCAAGUUAGAGCUCAAAAGGUUCAGGCUGAUCAGGAUAACACUUCUUUGAAGCAAAUUAGUACUGAGGUUCUUGGAGAAGUCCUUCUUUGCAAAGAAGGGCAUUGUACAAGUACCCUGAAGAAAAGAGUUUCUAGAUCAGUGUCCAAGAAAUCUUCACAUCACUGGUCACCAAGGAUUCAUGAAGAUUACUGUGGACCUAGGCAUCACAAACCGAGACACCAUUAGUUUCUCUCAUCUAGCAACAAUGACUGACUUUUAUUUCAAGUCCUUGGUGAGUACCUUUUGAAGUCUGACUUGUAUAAGAACUGAUGGAUUUUAGAGAUUUAAACC